GGGACAGCCAAUCAACAGCCAUGUCCUUCAGGGAGUUAUGGAAACCGGUCUGGAUUGGCAGUCUUCUGAAUGCUCUCUAUUGUAUGGGGUCAGGAAAUGUCUCCGCAACCGGCCCUUGUAGUGAUGGAUUCUUGUGUUUUGGAGGAGCCUUUCUUUCCUCCCCAAAUGAUAAUGAAACUGGAAUACCAUGUCUCUCUGGCUCUUACUCUAUAGUUGGAAGUUUUGCAGCAAUACCUUGUCCCAAUGGUACAUUUAGAUACGUUGUCUCCCGGUCCUCAACCACUCCUCCACCCUCUGGCGGCGCCAGCUCGCCCCUCCCCCAGUGGACGGCAGUGAGUCCUGCGACCCCUGGCGGAUGGAACCGCUCCUCCCCUUCUCGGCAGACAGCCGUAGUUCGUCCGGCUCUUGGCGGCCGGCAGCAACCCCUCCAUCCCCAGGCAGACGGCCACGGCUGCUCCCCUGGCAGAUGGCAGCGGCGAGGACUCCGUGACAGCGCAUCCCUCACGGGUUUCGGCACCACUGUAAUAGGUAAAGGAUGGGAAAUGAGGAGUCAGAGUGCUCGUCCAGUAGAUGGACUGCAGGGUUAUAUUUGUCCAAGCGGACACAGUUGCCCCAUUGGUGCUUCAGUGGAAGUGCCAUGUGAGCCUUGCACAUACAACAGUGCUACUGGGGCCGCCCACUGUCUCUCAUGCCCAGCUGGCACUAUGUGUCCUUCCCCUGGCACUCAGAAGCCCUUACCAUGUCCUUUGGGUAAUUCACAGCAGCUGUGCCCUGCCCUGUUGGCACACUGGGGCAUGUUACCAAAGCUCAAUCUGAUGCUUCAUGUGUGCCCUGUACUGCCGGCCUCUAAUGCAGUUCACCUAGCUUGUCACAACCACAGGGUCUGA
Molecule: messenger RNA, 887 nt
Organism: Myxocyprinus asiaticus (Chinese sucker)
Lineage: Eukaryota; Metazoa; Chordata; Actinopteri; Cypriniformes; Catostomidae
Product: signal peptide, CUB and EGF-like domain-containing protein 2
Exons: 5
Coding region: 21-887 (288 amino acids)
Source: RefSeq, a predicted model, not a curated record